This is a messenger RNA of Python bivittatus (Burmese python), 815 nucleotides long. NCBI's taxonomy places the organism in Eukaryota, Metazoa, Chordata, Lepidosauria, Squamata, Pythonidae. The record is from RefSeq and is a predicted model, not a curated record.
GCAGGGAAUUCGAAGGUGAAGAAGAGUUCCUGGAGAUCCUGGGAAUAACACGAGAGCAGUCAGGCAAAUAUGAGUGCAAAGCUGCAAAUGAAGUUUCCACAGCUGAUGUCAAGCAAGUCCGAGUCACUGUGAAUUACCCGCCAACUAUCACGGAAUCCAAGAGCAAUGUAUCUGCUACAGGGCGGCCAGUUUCACUUAAGUGUGCAGCCUCUGCUGUGCCUACGCCUGAUUUUGAAUGGUACAGAGAUGACACUAGGAUAAAUAGUGCCAAUGGUCUGGAGAUCAGGAGCAUAGGGAGCCAGUCCUUCCUGACAGUGACUAAUGUCACUGAAGAACAUUAUGGCAACUAUACCUGUGUCGCUACCAACAAACUGGGAAUCACAAAUGCUAGCCUAUUUCUUUACAGACCUGGUACAGGAAUUGCAGGCAAUGGAUCAAUGUGUCUGGCCGUACCACUGUGGCUGUUGGCAGCGUCCAUGUUCUGCCUACUCAGCAAAUGUUAAUAACGGCUGAAAUAAAAACCCAGCAACAUCAAGAACAACACACAAAGCAAAACAAAAAUGUCAUACAGGAGACAGAGCAAGAGAGAGUGGGGGGAGGGAAAGGACAACUUCUUUCACAACUUUUGUGUGUGCCGCAACAAAGGGGAGAAAUUUCAAUGAAAGAAGAAUCAGCCACUUUUAUUUUAACAACUGUCAAGUCACUGACCAUCCGGGAGUAUGAGAGACAGAUUAUCACGCUAUGAAGGCUGGAUUCUGCUAAGGAUGCUGAGAUGCUGUAAAAAGAAACAAUGAAAUUUCACUUUAUUAUUUUCA